AGUGGAUUGGGAAGUGGGUUGAUAAAUAACUUGUCAGUCUAUUAAUGACAGGGCGGAUACAAACUACUUCAUCCGUGUAAGUGAGUCUCCCCCAACCCCCAAGAUAAUAGACCUCCCGCCACUCCCAGGCAUCGGGGGUUAGCUCCACUCCCACUCCUGAAAAUGGGGUGUUGGUGCGCUUGAAAUCAGCGAUCAACGUGAAGAUCUCUACCGCCAGAACAAUGUAUUCAGUGGUGAACAAACUCGUGGCUUUGCGCGGUGAUUCAAGCUUCGUACAGCCUGUUGAAGACCUAGCACGUUCAACGUUAUUAGAUGGCUUAUUAGGUCGCACAAGAUUGGCACAGACAACCCUCGAUAAUCAAAUCCGAUCACUGCUCUCUAACGAUACAUCAUGCCCAAGGCCACUACCCCUCCUCCCGCUUUUGCGGCCCUCAUCGACACAGCAUUGUUUACUCCAUUGAAGCUGGGAAGCCUUAGCCUCAAGCAUCGAAUUGUGCAGGCGCCUACAACUCGCAUGAGGAGCGAGUUCGAAUCCCGCGGAGUAUACGUCCCCGGCGCUCGUGUCGCAAAGUAUUAUGGCGAGAGAGCCAGUGAUGGCGGUCUCCAGAUCAGCGAGGCCACGGACAUCUGCCUCAACGCCAGCGCAUACCCUGGUGUCGCAGGCGUCUUCACCGACUCCCAGCUGCAGGGCUGGCGCAAGGUGACAGAUGCCGUCCAUUCCAAGGGCGGUUUUAUCUUCGUCCAGCUCUGGCAUACCGGCAGAGCCUCAUCAGCCGGCAUGAGAGGCGGCAACACCCCAGUCUCAUCGGGCAGUCAGCCCAUGGAUGGGAAGUACCUAGACGGUACCGAGUGCAAAGAUGGCCCUCCCAGACCUUUGUCCGUUGAAGAAAUCCACGACCUGACGGCAGAGUGGGCUGCUGCUUCAAAGCGGGCGGUCGAAGUUGCAGGAUUUGACGGUGUCGAGAUCCAUGGCGCAAACGGAUACCUAUUAGAGCAAUUCCUCCAUGACAACAUUAACGAUCGUACUGACAAGUAUGGAGGCUCAGUUGAGAACCGCUCAAGAUUCCUCUUCGAGGUUUUGUCAGCUGUCAGCGCCGCCAUCGGUCCCGAAAAAGUCGGCCUUCGUCUUUCCCCGUACAACUACUUCCAGGGGACGCGAGACAGCGACCCUAACAAACACUGGUCGUACAUUUCCCAGAGACUCGCUGAGCUCCCAAACAGUCAGCGUCCCGUCUAUGUGCACAUGAUCGAACCUCGUUUCGACGAAGUCCUCGACGAGGAGCAAAAGCUCGCCUCCUUGUGCGGAUCAAAGCCAGAAUCCAAGCCGGCCAACAACCUGACGCAGUUCAGAGAUAUGCUGAAGCCAUCGGGCGUCAGAUUCUUGGCUGCUGGGAAUUUCGAUCGUGACAACGCCUUGUCCAAGAUCAAGAGCGGCGAAUCAGAUGCGGUGGUGUUUGGCCGGCACUUUAUCGCCAACCCCGAUUUGGUGGAGCGGUUGAGAAACGGCUGGCCGCUGAACCCCUACGACCGUACGACGUUCUAUGGAGCGGAACCUCCCGAGAAGGGAUACAAUGACUAUGAGUUCUACGAGGUUGACAAUGCCGAGAUCGUGGCAAAUGAUUAAGCCGGUGUGCCGUAUCUAGACAGACUUUACAGAAGAGAAUAGCAUGAAAUAGAAGCUUCUCAUAUGUCCAAAGUAAUGAUAGGAUUGGGUUUUGGCUGCACAAAAGAAUCAAUCGCGGACACGGUUAUUACAUGAGCAAACACUUAUUGUCCCCAGCAAUUACUAAUAAGGUUCAG
Messenger RNA from Colletotrichum navitas, 1800 nucleotides. RefSeq names its product NADH:flavin oxidoreductase/NADH oxidase. The record is from RefSeq and is a predicted model, not a curated record. Lineage: Eukaryota; Fungi; Ascomycota; Sordariomycetes; Glomerellales; Glomerellaceae. Bases 392 to 1624 code for a protein of 410 amino acids. Gene Ontology annotation, molecular function: oxidoreductase activity; FMN binding. The transcript has 4 exons.